Cucurbita maxima (winter squash) is the source of this 3014-nucleotide messenger RNA. Its product is annotated as histone-lysine N-methyltransferase 2C-like. The transcript is spliced from 12 exons. Bases 67 to 2628 code for a protein of 853 amino acids. The record is from RefSeq and is a predicted model, not a curated record. NCBI's taxonomy places the organism in Eukaryota, Viridiplantae, Streptophyta, Magnoliopsida, Cucurbitales, Cucurbitaceae.
GGAGAGAGAAAGAGAGAUCCCGAACGCACAAUCAAAAAAUUCAAAAUCUCUAAAUCUCUCGCAAAUAUGGCAUUUCACGUAGCUUGUCCAAUUACAUGUCGAAGAAUUUGCUUCUGUCCGCUUGGAUUUGCUCCGGAGUUGCAGAAUGGUAGGGCUAAGAAUGAGUUUCUUGAUGGGGUUCAUAAGGUGGAGGAUUUUCUCAAGGAUCCUUGGGGAAUUAGGGUUAAUAAAGAUGGAAAGGGAACGACGGUUCAAGUGUGGGUUCCGAAGGUUGCGCCGCCUCCACCACCAGUGCUGCAGCCUGUUGGGGUUGUCGGUGAGGCGUUUGGUGGAGCUGAUGGUGUUGAUGAGAUGACGGCGGCGAUGUCGGCUCAAACGAAGCGUAUUGCGCUUCAGCGUAAGGCGGCUGCUGCUAUGAUUGCUGCUGAGGACUACGCCAGACGGUUCGAGUCUGGGAAUUUAGUGGAUGCCUCCGGUAAUCUGGUGGAGGAAGAGCAGGGGCAAUCCAACAUCAAUGUAAUGUGUAGGAUAUGUUUUUUUGGUGAAAAUGAAUCGAGUGAGAGAGCAAGGAAGAUGCUUUCGUGCAAAAGUUGUGGCAAAAAAUACCAUCGCAGCUGCUUGAAAUCCUGGGCUCAACAUAGGGAUCUAUUUCAUUGGAGUUCAUGGACCUGCCCUUCCUGCAGAGCAUGCGAGGUAUGCAGAAGAACUGGUGAUCCUAAUAAAUUUAUGUUCUGCAAAAGGUGCGACGGUGCGUACCAUUGUUACUGUCAGCAUCCUCCUCACAAGAAUGUUAGUUCUGGACCUUAUUUGUGUCCAAAGCAUACGAGGUGCCAUAGCUGUGGGUCUAAUGUUCCAGGAAAUGGCCAAAGUGUGAGGUGGUUUCUGGGAUAUACAUUUUGUGAUGCAUGUGGCAGAUUAUUUGUAAAGGGGAACUAUUGCCCUGUGUGUUUGAAGGUUUAUAGAGACUCGGAAUCAACUCCGAUGGUUUGCUGUGACACUUGCCAGCGCUGGGUACAUUGCCAAUGUGAUAGUAUCAGUGAUGAAAAAUAUUUACAGUUUCAAAUGGAUGGGAAUCUCCAGUACAAAUGCACCGCAUGUCGUGGAGAAUGUUAUCAGGUUAAGAAUCUGGAUGAUGCUGUUCAAGAGAUUUGGAGAAGAAAGGAUGAUGCCGAUCGUGAUCUAAUUGUUAAUUUGAGGGCUGCUGCUGGAUUACCCAUUCAAGAAGAAAUAUUUUCGAUUUCACCUUAUUCCGAUGACGAAGAAAAUGGUCCUUCUGUUAUUAAGAACGAGUUUGGACGUUCAAUAAAGCUGUCUCUGAAAGGGUUAGGGGACAACAAAGUGCCCAAGAAGAGUAAAGAUUAUGGGAAAAAAUCGUCGAAUAAGAAGUAUUCAAAAGAAAAAGUUUCUCAGACUCCCGUUGCCGAUCAGUCUGAACUAGAAGGGCAUAACGAUGUUCAACAAUACGGAUUUGGCGAAGGUAACGACAAAAAUGGUGGUUUGCAACCCCAAAAUAAUAAAGGCACAUAUUCAUCUCCUGUUGCUGGUAGUCUUGGCCACCAUGAAGGAAUGUGCUCUAUUAAUCAGCCAGGGGUGUUGAAACACAAGUUUGUGGACGAGGUGAUGGUAAGUGACGAAGAAAGGACUUCAAAAGUUGUUCAAAUCAAGGCCAACAAGACUCCUGGUUUGGAAACUGGAGAAGAUGCAGGAAAACACGCCAGUAAGUCGAAGACAACGAAAGGAAAGAAGCUAGUAAUAAAUCUAGGUGCCCGGAAAAUUAACGUAGCUAAUUCCCCAAAGUCGGAUGCUUCGAGCUGCCAAAGAGAGCAAGAUUUGGUUACCUCAAAUGGAGACAAAGUCGAUAACUCGAGCCAAUCAACAGGACCGAAGGCGGUUGAAAUGGAGAAGAGCCUUCCUAGCUAUGGGAAAGUUAGAUUUGGAUCUUCCGACACGAAUUCUGCAUUUGGCAGGACAAAUACUGCCAGUGGAUCUGAAGUUGGUACUCCAGAUGGCCCUCGGGUAUUUUCUCGUAAAAGAAACGUGGAAGGAAGCACACCUACAGUUGGUUCUCUCAGCGACGUUUCCACGGUAAAAGAAGAGAAGGUAGCUUCAGGAAAGCAACAUGAAAGUGGAUCCCAUAUAUGCAAUGAUGGAAAUGAUGAUAGUUCUCAGACACCUCUACCACAGUCUUUGCCCAGAGACUCAAAACCUUUGUUAAAGUUCAAAUUUAAGAAACCGACCCUCGAAAAUCAAGCUUCUUCUCACGAGGAAGAAAGAAGUCUUGUCAAAGGCCAGCGGUCGAAAAGGAAAAGACCAUCGCCCUUAAUGGAGAAAAUAUACUUCAAUGAAGUCGAAGACAUGGCACGGUCUCGUCAAGAUAAUUUGUUGGAUGAGAUCAUGGAUGCUAAUUGGAUUCUCAAAAAAUUGGGUAAAGAUGCAAUUGGAAAGAGGGUUGAAGUCCAACACCCAUCAGACAAGUCAUGGCAGAAAGGAGUGGUUUCAGACAUGAUUGAUGGCACGUCGACAUUAUCAGUCGAGGUCACCCUCGACGACAACAGAGUAAAAACGUUGGAACUUGGGAAGCAAGGAAUUCGGCUCGUUCCUCUUAAGCAAAAGAGAUCGAAAUCAUGAAGGUGGCUGAAGAGGCAGUGUGUAACUAAUAUCACGUGGGAUUUUCUUCUCCAUUGUAUAUGCAGUGUAUAUGGAGAUAUGAUUCUUUGGAGGAUUUGGAGGAGGAAGCAAACAGUGGCUUUCUGGUUGCUUCGUGUGGAAAGCUGGUCUCUAUCUAACUCAACCAGAUCCUGUAAUCCCUUGAAGAACAAGAACUGGGUAGCUCACUUCUCUUGUAGUUCUAUUAAGCUCUCUGCCAUUUUGAUAAAUUUAUAAAGUUUUAAUUCUUCUAGGAUAAUACCAUUGUCAUAGAAUAGGGAAUGGACAGUCGGCCUAAAUGGCCAUUUGGGUUGUAUUGGCUAGAACUCUUGUUCAAUGAAAGUAUGAGAUUUUUUUUAAUUUAUUUU